AUACUACACUACACGUCUAUAGAAACAACACACACGAGUGUAGACGGGGUACGUGGUUUUGACAAUCUUUACUAUUCCGACUUUGACGCGACAAACAACACAACUCAUUCAGAGUAGGACAAUAUAAGGACUUGGAAAGACCAGAGAUAGAGAGAGAGAGAAAGAAAGUUGAAAGAGAGAAAAAGAAAGGGAAAGAGAACAAGGAGAGAUAACAAAAUGAACGUCGUUUCUCAUACUAUCGUCAGACCUACUUCGGUAGAUUUGGCAGGUUUAACCACUUGGGGUUUAGAAGGUUUGACCAAAACCAAUUGGAAGUUUGAUACAAAAACAACAGCAGCUACAAUUUUAACUGCUAUCAUUUCCCUUCUCAUCCUAGAACAAUUAGUCUAUCGUAGUAAAAAAGCACAGUUACCAGGAGCGAGAUGGACUAUUCCUAUUAUUGGUAAAUUCGCAGAUUCUCUUAAUCCCACAAUGGCGAAUUAUAAAGCUCAAUGGAAUUCCGGUCCGUUGAGUGCUGUAUCGGUUUUUAACAUCUUCAUCGUCAUCGGUUCUUCCAACGAGAUGGCCCGUAAAAUCUUGAAUUCUCCCACUUACGCCGGACCCUGUCUUGUUCAAUCUGCUAAAAAGGUCUUACUUCCUGAAAAUUGGGUAUUCCUUCAUGGUAAAGUCCAUGCGGAUUAUCGAAAAGCUCUCAAUGUUUUGUUCACCAAAACCGCUCUUUCAAUUUACCUUCCCAUUCAAGAACGUAUCUACCGUUCUCACUUCGCUCAAUGGGUAUCCGAUACUUCACCUGCUAAACCAUACAUGAUGAUCAUGCGUGAUCUCAAUAUGGACACUUCCCUCUCCGUCUUCCUGGGUCCAUAUCUCACCGAAGCUCAGAAGAUCGAACUGAACCAGAAAUACUGGGAUAUAACAGUAGCACUCGAAUUAGUAAAUUUCCCAUUCGCAUGGCCAGGAACAAAAGUUUAUAACGCCAUUCAAGCUCGGAAACUCGUAAUGCGUGAUCUCGAAGCAGCUUCCGCAGAAUCAAAACGUCGUAUGGCAGAUCCAAAUUCUGAACCUCAAUGUUUAUUAGACGCAUGGAUCAAAGCUAUGAUCGAUUCAAGACACGGUGAUGAUAAUGUUCAAGGUGAAGAAGGUGAACAACAAAGAUUAUUAAGUAGAGAAUAUUCAGAUCAUGAGAUAGCGAUGGUCGUUUUAAGUUUUUUAUUCGCAAGUCAAGAUGCUAUGAGUAGCGCUUUAGUUUACGCUUUCCAACUUACGGCGGAUCAUCCUGAAGUAUUGGAGAAAAUCAGGGAAGAACAAUAUAGGGUUAGAGGAAAUGAUGUUGAUGCUUCUUUGACUUUGGAAUUAGUUGAUGAUAUGGUAUAUACUAGAGCUGUUAUCAAAGAGGUUUUGAGAUUGAUGCCUCCUGUUAUCAUGGUCCCAUACACCACCACCAGACCAUUCGCCAUAACACCAGAUUACACAGUUCCGAAAGGUGCCAUGCUCAUUCCCGCUUUUUGGAAUUCUCUUCAUGACGAAACGGUUUAUCCAGAACCUGACGGUUUCAAACCUGAACGAUGGUUGCCUAACCCGGAUGGAAGCGCACCUUUGGCAGAUAGCAAACCUCAGAAUUAUCUGGUAUGGGGUAGUGGACCACAUAAGUGCAUCGGUGGUCAAUACGCAUCCAUGCAUCUCGCAGCUACACUCGGUACCGCAAGUGUUUUGAUGGAUUGGGAACAUGAACGUACCAAAGAUUCCGAUGAGAUUCAAGUGAUUGCCGCUAUCUUCCCAAAGGACGGAAUGAAGCUCAAGUUUCAUCCUCGUGUUGCGCCAUCAUGAUCAAUUGUGUCUUUCAAAUCGUAUUUUACCUUACCUUAAUGCACUGUAUGAUACUCUAGAACUUUAAUCGUCUACUUUUGUAUUCUCUGGAUGACUAUCCUUCUGCACUUUCCUUCAAGUUCGAUCUCUGAAGUGAGUCGUCAUGACAGUUGAGACACUUGUAUUGGCAGGGAUGACAAACGAAAGGCAGGCAGGUAGGUAGGUAGGUCAAGAGAGUAUGGUAGUAAAGAUGCAUGUCUUGAUAUGUGUUCUCG
Messenger RNA from Tremella mesenterica DSM 1558, 2078 nucleotides. RefSeq lists its product as uncharacterized. NCBI's taxonomy places the organism in Eukaryota, Fungi, Basidiomycota, Tremellomycetes, Tremellales, Tremellaceae. The transcript has 8 exons. The record is from RefSeq and is a predicted model, not a curated record. Gene Ontology annotation, biological process: sterol metabolic process. Gene Ontology annotation, molecular function: iron ion binding; monooxygenase activity; oxidoreductase activity, acting on paired donors, with incorporation or reduction of molecular oxygen. The coding region runs from base 217 to 1824 and encodes 535 amino acids.